Messenger RNA from Aspergillus sclerotioniger CBS 115572, 657 nucleotides. RefSeq lists its product as uncharacterized. NCBI's taxonomy places the organism in Eukaryota, Fungi, Ascomycota, Eurotiomycetes, Eurotiales, Aspergillaceae. The annotation marks the transcript as partial. The transcript has a single exon. The record is from RefSeq and is a predicted model, not a curated record.
CCCUCCGACGAUCUCUCCCGCUUCAUGAAGAUUGUCGCUCGAUUGAAAUGGAAACUCCCUUUUCUCGCCGAAGGAUACCGCCUCGCGACACUGGACCCUUCUACUAGUGACACCGACGUCAGCCACGCCGAGAUCAUGUUCAAAAUCGAUUUCCACGAAUACUACGCACUACUGGAGCGCGCGAUCGUCCAUUUACUCGGGAUUUUCGGAACGAAUGUUUCAUCGGCGUUCGGACAGACGCAUCUCGCGCAACAUGGGGCGCCGCUCUCCAGUCAUCGGUAUCAUGCCAACGUCCUCGAGGCUCUACAAGAUCCAAACAGUCCACUAUACCCCGUCCUCGGACAGGGUGAAGUACACGAGCAAUUACAACGGGCGAAGGAGCUACGCAAUCGAUGGAAGACGGCCGAUAUGACGAAAAAGGAACGCGAGCGGGAUCGGUGGGCCACAGCGAGGAGGAAAGAGAAGGUGAUGCCGUUGGCGAGUUAUAACUUUGAGAUGAUCCUUGCGGCCAUCUUUCAGGGGUUGGAGGAUGCAUAUUUGCUCGCGAAGCAACAUACCGUGGAAAGUGAGGUGGCAGGGGCAGGGGCAGGAGAGCGUGAAGAUCAGGAUGGGGAUUGGGACUUUAUUGUGGAUGCGAUGGAUUGGGAGGCUGUAUAA